Molecule: messenger RNA, 2554 nt
Organism: Nematostella vectensis (starlet sea anemone)
Lineage: Eukaryota; Metazoa; Cnidaria; Anthozoa; Actiniaria; Edwardsiidae
Exons: 3
Coding region: 79-678 (199 amino acids)
Source: RefSeq, a predicted model, not a curated record
UGAGGUCCUUGCUUAAUUUAGGCCAUAGCAAAAACCCUCUGCACGCCCGCAAAGUACCGCUAGUAUCUCUCUUCGAACAUGGCGUCCUCACUGUUGAAAUUCCUCGCUUGCUGCAUGCUGCUGGCUUCCACCAUCGGUGCUUCUGUCGUAAAACCGGAGUCAAGGAAGAUUGAUCAUCUAUUGGCCAAGAAAGCGGGGACGACCACCAGUCAUCCGACGGAUCCGACCGGUUUUUCUGAAGCCCAGCUGUCGGUAAUAGGGAAAACUGUGUCCGACGCUCUCGCAAGUUGGCGACCACCACAACAGGACACUCCAUCACCACCAGUCGUCGCAAGCGAAGGCACUCCUGGCUCGGCGUCUCCCUUGGGUCUCGAUCGCCCAUUGGACGAGGCACUAGAGGGCAAGAUUACUCGGGCCCCUUCCAUCGCUCCGAAGACUGCCCUUCUGGUCAACACCGCCUCGCCACACACCGCUCACCGUGCAUUCAUCGUAACAACGUGUGCUUCGACUUCAACCGAGUCACCGUCAAGCCUGCAUCUACCCCCACGUUUGCCAAAAAUGCGCCGACUCCCAUCCCGCUCACCAGUGUCGCGCCGGAAUCUCCGCAGGCCAGCGCCAAGGCAACAGAAGCCAAGCUCCGGGUCGCCCAGCUGCACAGUAAAAGGAAGGCAACGAUAAGUACACCGAUUAAAACAGAUCUUUUAGAACAGGAACUAUCUUCCCAUUCAGGUCGGGAAUUCGUAACUUCCCUACUUAAUUCGUUACGUUUCGGUGCCCGCAUUGGUUUUGAUGGCACCCAAAAGUCUCGUGUUUCACCUAAUCUUAUAUACCCUGAGAUAAUUUAAAAAAACAUAGAAAAAGAGGUCAACUUAGGUCGUAUGGCAGGCCCGUUCUCCGCCCCCCCCCCCCCCUCGUAAUUCUGAUAUAUUACUGAUACGAACAUUCACAUUUACUCGUAAUUUUGAUAUAAUACUGAUAUGAACAUUCACAUUUACCCGUAAUUCUGAUUUAUUACUGAUACGAACAUUCACAUUUACUCGUAAUUUUGAUAUAAUACUGAUAUGAACAUUCACAUUUACUCGUAAUUCUGAUAUAUUACUGAUACGAACAUUCACAUUUACUCGUAAUUCUGAUAUAAUACUGAUAUGAACAUUCACAUUUACUCGUAAUUCUGAUAUAUUACUGAUAUGAACAUUCAUAUUUACUCGUAAUUCUGAUAUAUUACUGAUACGAACAUUCACAUUUACCCGUAAUUCUGAUAUAUUACUGAUACGAAAAUUCACAUUUACUCGUAAUUCUGAUAUAUUACUGAUAUGAACAUUCACAUUUACUCGUAUUUCUGAUAUAUUACUGAUAUGAACAUUCACAUUUACUCGUAAUUCUGAUAUAUUACUGAUAUGAACAUUCACAUUUACUCGUAAUUCUGAUAUAUUACUGAUACAAACAUUCACAUUUACUCGUAAUUCUGAUAUAUUACUGAUAUGAACAUUCACAUUUACUGGUAAUUUACCCGUAAUUCUGAUAUAUUACUGAUACGAACAUUCACAUUUACUCGUAAUUCUGAUAUAUUACUGAUAUGCACAUUCACAUUUACUCGUAAUUCUGAUAUAUUACUGAUAUGAACAUUCACAUUUACUCGUAAUUCUGAUAUAUUACUGAUACGAACAUUCACAUUUACUAGUAAUUCUGAUAUAUUACUGAUACGAACAUUCACAUUUACUCGUAAUUCUGAUAUAUCAGACCGCUCCUAUUAUCAGACCACUCCCAUUAUCAGACCACUCCCAUUAUCAGACCGCUCCCAUUAUCAGAUCGCUCCCAUUAUCAGAUCGCUCCCAUUAUCAGAUCGCUCCCAUUAUCAGACCGCUCCCAUUAUCAGACCGCUCCCAUUAUCAGAUCGUUCCCAUUAUCAGAUCGCUCCCAUUAUCAGACCGCUCCCAUUAUCAGACCGCUCCCAUUAUCAGACCGCUCCCAUUAUCAGACCGCUCCCAUUAUCAGACCGCUCCCAUUAUCAGACCGCUCCCAUUAUCAGAUCGCUCCCAUUAUCAGACCGCUCCCAUUAUCAGACCGCUCCCAUUAUCAGACCGCUCCCAUUAUCAGACCGCUCCUAUUAUCAGACCGCUCCCAUUAUCAGACCGCUCGCAUUAUCAGACCGCUCCCAUUAUCAGGCUGUUUCCCGGAGUUUAGCUAAAGACUUUGGACGCUUUGAAAACAUGGAGUCCAGAUUAUAGAGCUGGCUUAAAACAUAAAACUCUUUGAAAGCAUGUAAUACCACCGUAUGAAAUGUACCAGAGUAUGGUUAGAGCCAGCUCUCCGGGGCAACCCUGGAAUGCCUAAUUUUCUCUGUUUUGUGCAGUUUGCGCACAUUUUAGCGUAAAGAUAAACUUGUAAAGAUUCCUUAAUCCAAGUAACUCAAGAAUUUGGCGGUCAUAUACGUGGGCGUGAACAUUAUUAAAUAAUGUUUUAAAACUAAAGGGGCCAUAAGUGCGCUAUGUACCUAAGAUUCUGUGCUAUUGUUAUGUAAUUUUAUAAGGGAAAUAAAAUGAUAAUUCGUGGA